Molecule: messenger RNA, 1251 nt
Organism: Pseudogymnoascus destructans
Lineage: Eukaryota; Fungi; Ascomycota; Leotiomycetes; Thelebolales; Thelebolaceae
Exons: 1
Coding region: 1-1251 (416 amino acids)
Biological process (GO): double-strand break repair via homologous recombination
Cellular component (GO): cytoplasm; nucleus; chromosome
Molecular function (GO): 3'-5' DNA helicase activity; four-way junction helicase activity
Source: RefSeq, a predicted model, not a curated record
AUGUAUAGGUUUGUAGAGAUCCUCCUCCUCCCUGCACAGUUCGUCUUUCUCACAGGGACCCUACCCUUCUCUUAUGAGGUUGAGCUUAAGGAGACCCUAAAGCUAGAGUCUCUUAGUGUCAUAAGGGCCCCUACAAGUAGAGGGGACAUCUCUUACAACACGAGGGUCUACUCCUCCCUAAGCAAGGAGGAUCAUGUAGAGGAGGUGAGGUCUUAUGUUGAGUCUUAUAGGCUUAAGCUAAGGGGCUUAAGUGAUAAGAUCCUCAUCUUCUGUCCUACCAUCUCCUCUAUAGUGGAGAUGGGUGAUGCUAUAAGCUGUCCUGUCUACUACUCCUCUUUGAAGGGGAAGGAGGAGGUCCUUCAGGACUUCUUGCAAGAGGAUAGCCUUUAUAGUAGAGUGCUAGUAAGUUCUAGUGCCCUAGAGGAGGGGCUAGACUACUCUAGCAUAAGGCUUGUCGUGUACAAGGACUCCUCAUACUCCUUCCUUAGCUUCCUGCAAGGGAGUGGUAGGGGCGGGAGGGAUGGCAAGAAGUCUGCAUCUAUGUUCUUCUAUAGCAAGGGUGAGGAGGAGGACAGGGCUAGCGACUCUCUAGACCGCUCUACUCUUAGAAAGUAUCUUAGAGAGGGCGUGUGUAAGAGGAGGGUCAUUGCCUCCUUCCUAGACAACACCUUCAUAGACAAGUGCUCUAAGGAGGAGGAGCCUUGCUCAUGCUGCCUUAGUAGGCAGCAGACCUUCUCCUCUACUAUAAGUGCUAUAAAGUCUUCUAGCAUGUACGUAGAGCGGAAUAGGGAGGAGUUUAAGGCAAGGAUUAAGGAGCUCUCUUCUUCUUGCAUCUACUGUUCCCUACUACAGAAGCCCCUAGGCCAUAUUACCUUUGAGUGUCCCUUAAGUAAGGAGAUUAACAAGGCUGAGUGGCCUAUUGCCUGCUCUAUUAAAGAUAGGAAGAAGAUGCUAUUAAAGGAUGAUAGCUGUUGCUUCUCUUGCUUCCUCCCUACUACAAUCUGUAGUACAAUAAAGAGGGAGCAAAGGGGGGUCCUUGCUUGCUACAACCUUAAGUUUGUCACGAGGGUCAUAAGCUUGUUUUGGCAUAAGCAAGAGGAGUUAGGGAUCAAGGAGAGGUUUGCCAUUACCUCGACCCCUAAGCACUACAACUCCUUCCUCCCUAUCUUCUUCACAAAGGUCUUCUUGAAGGACUUAGACACUGAGGGCAUCCUGGGUGUUAAGGUCCUCUUAGAGCUCCUUUGUGAGUAG